Messenger RNA from Conger conger (European conger), 5278 nucleotides. RefSeq names its product DDB1- and CUL4-associated factor 1-like. The transcript has 24 exons. Gene Ontology annotation, biological process: protein ubiquitination. Bases 186 to 4862 code for a protein of 1558 amino acids. The record is from RefSeq and is a predicted model, not a curated record. Gene Ontology annotation, molecular function: histone H2AT120 kinase activity; nuclear estrogen receptor binding. Lineage: Eukaryota; Metazoa; Chordata; Actinopteri; Anguilliformes; Congridae. Gene Ontology annotation, cellular component: Cul4-RING E3 ubiquitin ligase complex; nucleus.
GUGGUCGCCAUAAUAAACCCACGAUAGAACCUGAGCGUGUGAGAUCAUAAAUGUGGCGGGGAGAAUACCUACAAUAUUGACAAAUUAGUGAUAGCAAGUAUUCUCUGUUACAUAGUUUCGUUGCAGUUAAAGUUACACGGUUGGGGUUGAAAACUGAGCGGGACCGUGAGGUGAGACGUUCUGAUAUGGAAGUCGCUGAUCCUGUCAGAAACCAGUCAGGCAACGCCAUGGCUUCACCGUCUGCCAGUGUGGACACGAAGGCGGAGCUGACGGCCCUUUUGGAGCAGUGGGAACGGGAGCAGCAGGGCAGUACCCCGGACAUGGUCUCCAUCCUCACAAAGAUCUCAGAGCUGAUUGAGCGGGAAACGGAGGAGUACCACAAAGCGGACCCCGAUCCGUUCGACGACCGCCAUCCAGGGAGGGCCGACCCGGACUGCAUGCUGGGACACCUGCUCAAAAUUCUCUUCAAGAACGAUGACUUCACCAACGCGCUGCUGAACACGUAUGUGAUGACGAGCCGGGAGCUGAGCCUGAACACGGCAGCCUGCCGUCUCCUGCUCAACAUCAUGCCUGGCCUGGAGACCGCCGUCGUCUUCCAGGAGAAGGAGGGCGUGGUGGAGAAGCUGUUUAAAUGGGCCCAGGAGGCGGACCCUCCUUUGCGCAUCUAUGCCACCGGCCUGCUGGCGGGAGCCAUGGACAGUCAGGACAUCGCCGCCAACUACCGCGAAGAGAACUCUCAACUGGUCCCCCUGAUGCUGCGGCGUCUGAGGGAGCUCCAGGAUAAGGACGCCAAGAGCCGGCCGGAGUUCAAGCGGCCGAGCCCCCGCAAGGCGGUGAGCGAGCCCCUCCUCCCGCUGGACGAGGAGGCGGUGGACGGGGGCUUCGAGAUCGCCCCGUCCCCCCCACGCAACGACACGGCCGCCCGGCAGGAGGAGGAGGAGGACCGCGAGGAGGGGAACGAGAACCAGGCGGACAAACCCGACUCCGAGCUCCAGCCCGAGCCUCCACUCAAAACGGGCUCCGCCCACAAGCCCGCGGGCCACACCUCCAUCAAGCCGGCGGCGGAGCCCGUGUACCCGGAGGUGGGCGGGGCCGGCCGGGCAGAGGGCGGGGCCUCGGGGUGGAAGAAGACGGACAGGGAGGGCGAGCGCAAGGCCCGGCAGAAGCUGAACUUCUCGCUGCCCGAUCCCGAGAGGUCCUUCAACGAGCUGUCCAACAGCAGCUGGUCCGAGACCAGCCCCUGGGUCAUCGGCAACAACUACCACCUGUACCCCCUCACCCCCGCCAUUGAGCAGCGGCUCAUCCUGCAGUACCUCACCCCUCUGGGGGAGUACCAGGAGCUGCUGGCUGUAUUCAUGCAAAUGGGGGCCCGGGAGCUGCUCAUGCACUACAUGGACCUGAAGCUGACCAACGACGUGCAGCUCACCUUCGAGGCCCUAAAGUAUUUGGCCUCUCUGCUCCUGCAUAAGAAGUUUGCCGCUGAGUUUGUGGCUCACGGCGGAGUACAGAAGCUUCUGGAAAUCCCCCGGCCCUCCAUGGCAGCCACUGGAGUGUCCCUCUGCCUGUACUACCUGGCCUACAACCAGGACGCCAUGGAGAGAGUGUGUAUGCUGCCUCCCCCGGUGCUGUCGGAGCUGGUUGGGUACACGCUCUGGCUGCUGGAGUGCUCUCAUGCGUCGGGCGGCUGCCACGCCACCAUGUUCUUCUCCAUCUCAUUCGCCUUCCGCGCCAUCCUGGAGCUCUUCGACAGGCAGGACGGCCUGCGACGCCUCGUCAACCUGAUCAGCACGCUGGAGAUCCUGAACACGGAGGACCAGGGGGCCCUGCUCACAGACGAUGAGAUCUUCUCCAGCCGCCAGACCGCCAAGCACACCUGCAUGGCCCUUCGGCGGUACUUCGAGGCGCACCUGGCCGUCAAGGUGGAGCAGGUGAAGCAGUCCCUGCAGCGGUCUGAAGGGGGCGCCCCGGUCCACACGCAGCCCUACUACAAGGCCUGCACCUACACCCAUGAGCAGGUGGUGGAGAUGAUGGAGUUCCUGAUAGAGUACGGCCCGGCGCGGCUGUACUGGGGCCCGGCCGAGGUCUUCCACAAGCUCUCCUGCAUCCAGCUGCUGCUGCAGCUCAUCUCCUUCGCCUGCGACUGGAGGACCUACUACGGCCGGAGCGACACAGUCCGCUACGCUCUGGACAUCCUGGCCAUCCUGAGCGUGGUCCCCAAAACGCAGCUGCUCCUGUCCGAGGCCGUGGACGUGCUGGACGAGGGGGGCUCCACCGUCUGCAUCGUGGGGAUGAGCAUCAUCCUGGGCGUGGCGGAGGGCGAGGUGUUCGUGAACGACGCCGAGAUCCAGAAGUCGGCGCUGCAGGUGGUGAUAAACUGCGUGUGCGCCCCGGACAAGCGCGUCUCCAGCAUCGGCAAGUUCAUCGCCGGCACGCCCAGACGCCGGGUCCCUCAGCCCGCCAAGGCCAGCGAGAACGUCCUCACCAAGAUGUGGAACAUGGUCCAGUCCAACAACGGCAUCAAGGUGCUCCUCUCCCUGCUGACGGUCAAGAUGCCCAUCACGGACGCCGACCAGAUCCGGGCGCUGGCCUGCAAGGCGCUGGUGGGCCUGUCCCGGAGCGGGGCGGUCCGGCAGAUCAUCAGCAAGCUGCCGCUGUUCAGCAGCGGGCAGAUCCAGCAGCUGAUGAAGGAGCCCCUGCUGCAGGACAAGCGCAGCGAGCACGUCAAGUUCUGCCGCUACGCGGCCGAGCUGAUCGAGCGCGUGUCGGGGAAGCCGCUGCUGGUGGGCACGGACGUGUCGCUGGCGCGGCUGCAGCGGGCCAACGUGGUGGCGCAGAGCCGCAUCUCCUUCCCCGAGAAGGAGCUCCUGCUGCUCAUCCGCAACCACCUGGUGUCCAAGGGCCUCCAGGACACGGCCAACGCCCUGACCAAGGAGGCCGACCUUCCCAUGACGCACCUGUGCCACGCGCCCUCGCCGUCCUACGUGGCCGCCGUCGUGGCCCCCACCGCCUCCCCCGGGGCGGGGCUCCCCCGCACCCCCCGGCUGGCCAACGGGGUGGGGGCGCGGUUGGGGGUGGCGCACGCCAUCCCGCCUCUGGGCCACGCCCAGCCCCGGCCCUCCCCCUCCUCCGUGCAGGCCCCGCCCCCGGCCCCCCCUCUGCCCCCGCCGGCGUACGGCUCGCCCCUGAUUGGGCGGAUCGCGUUCACGCGCGAGAGGCCCCCGCCCGCCCCGCCCGGGCACAGCGGGAAGCGGCCGCGGGUGCUGCGGCAGAAGUCGGACCACGGCGCCUUCAUCCAGAGCCCGGCCAUGAAGAAGGCCCUGGACCGCCGCCUGCCCUCCCCGCCCGCGCUCGACGGCAUCAUCACCGAAUACCUCCGCGAGCAGCACGCCCGCUGCAAGCACCCCGUGGCCACCUGCCCCCCCUUCUCCCUGUUCACCCCCCACCAGUGCCCCGAGUCCAAACAGCGCCGCCAGGCCCCCGCCAGCUUCACCUCCCGCCUCACCCGCCGCGUCCUCUACCCCAAAUACGGGGGCGUGGACGGGGGCUGCUUCGACAGACACCUCAUAUUCAGCAGGUUCCGGCCCAUCUCGCUGUUCCACGAGGCAGAGGACGAUGAGAGCGGCUUCAUGUGCUGCGCCUUCUCGGCCCGCGAGCGCUUCCUCAUGCUGGGCACCUGCACGGGCCAGCUCAAGCUCUACAACAUCUUCAGCGGCCAGGAGGAGGCCAGCUACAGCUGCCACAACUCCGCCAUCACGCACCUGGAGCCCUCACGGGACGGCUCCCUGCUCCUGACCUCGGCCUCCUGGAGCUACCCCCUGUCUGCCUUGUGGGGCAUGCAGUCCGUCUUCAUCAUGAAGCAUUCCUUUUUAGACGACCAUUACGUGGAGUUCAGCAAGCUGUCGCAGGACCGAGUCAUCGGCACAAAGGAGCACAUCGCUCACAUAUAUGACAUCCAGACCGGCCAAAAGACCCUCACCCUCAACAACCCCGGCUUGGCCAACAACUACAAGCGAAACUGCGCGACCUUUAACCCCACGGACGACCUGGUGCUGAACGACGGGGUGAUGUGGGACGUGCGGUCGGCCCAGGCCAUACACAAGUUCGACAAGUUCAACAUGAACAUCAGCGGCGUCUUCCACCCCAACGGCCUGGAGGUCAUCAUCAACACAGAGAUCUGGGACCUGCGGACCUAUCAUCUCCUCCACACUGUGCCUGCACUGGACCAGUGUCGCAUCGUCUUCAACAACAACGGCACCGUCAUCUACGGAGCGAUGUUGCAGGCUGACGAUGAGGACGACAUCAUGGACCAGCAGAUGAAGAGCCCGUUUGGCUCCUCCUUCCGGACCUUCGAUGCCACGGACUACAAACCCAUCGCUACGAUCGAUGUGAAGCGGAACAUCUUCGACCUCUGCACGGACACAAAAGAUUGCUACCUGGCAGUUAUUGAGAACCAGGACUCGAUCAACAUGGACACAGUCUGCCGGCUGUACGAGGUCGGGCGGCAACGUCUGGCCGAGGAGGAGGAGGACGAGGAAGAUCAGGACGACGAGGACCAGGAGGACGACGAAGACGACGAUGACGACGACUCGGACGACGACCUGGACGACAUGGACACGGACCCCCUCCUGGCCGAGCUGGAGAACGAGAACGAUGAGGAGGACGGCGAGCACGACUUCUCGCCCUCCGACGACGAAGAGGUGGCCCGCCUGCUGGAGGCCGACGCCGAGGGUGAGGACGAAGACGACGAUGACGAUGAUGACGACGACGAUGACUCGGACGACGCCGAGCUCAUACUGGAGAACACGGACAGUUCGGACAAUUCUGACCUGGAGGACGACAUCAUCCUGUCCCUGAACGAGUGAACGGGCGGGCGUAACCAGGACAACAGGAGACCCCCCCACGCCCCAGCCAGGGGAGGGGAAGGGGAAGGGGAGAGGGGAGGGUCCUGCAGGAUGACGCUCCCGAAGGAAGCGGAACUGAACUGACAUUGGCAUCGUGAGCGGGAGGGAGAGAAGAGCGGGCGCACACGGGGCGCCCGGGGGACCGAAAGGGAGGAGCGCGAAUCCGAAGGGGCCACAGAGUGGAUGGGGGGGCCCCACUCAGCGUGGGACAGACCCCCCUCCCCCCCAAAACGGGCCCCGCCCCGGCGCACAGACCGGAGCACAUGUGUAUUAUAGCCUUUCUUUAAAAACAAAAAAACAACAAAAAAAGAAAAAAAAGCUUAGUUUUUUAUCACAUUAUGUGUGGCUUUACGAGUGUUUGAGCUGACAGUAUCCAA